GCACCGCGGACAGCGGCUCCAGCACCGCGGACAGCGGCUCCAGCACCGCGGACAGCGGCUCCAGCACCGCGGACAGCGGCUCCAGCACCGCGGACGUCGCUCGCCGCUGACAUGGCUCCGAUCGCGGACAGCCGCCAGCAGUUCGAUGAAAUUCCUACAGUGGUUGGGAUCUUUAGUGCAUUUGGCCUUGUCUUCUCUGUCUCCCUCUUUGCUUGGAUCUGCUGCCAACGAAAAUCUUCCAAGUCCAAUAAGACCCCUCCAUACAAGUUUGUCCAUGUUCUGAAGGGGGUUGAUAUUUACCCUGAGAAUCUCAACAGCAAGAAGAAGUUUGGAGCAGAUGAUAAAAGUGAAGCAAAGGACAAAUCGGCAAUGCCAAAGAAUUCUCUCCAUCUUGACCUGGAGAAGAGAGAUCUAAAUGGCAAUUUCCCCAAAACAACCACAAAAAUGCAGGGCUCUCCAGAUCUUGAAAAUUCAUCUCCUAAGCACUUUGCAGAAAGGAAGAAAGAUUCGGUAUCCCCUGAUAGCUUAAAAUCCAUCACUUCUCUGUCAUCUGAAGAUAAACAAGACAAGCUAGGAACUCUCUUUUUCUCCUUAGAGUACAACUUUGAGAAAAAAGCAUUUGUAGUGAACAUCAAAGAAGCUCGUGGGCUGCCAGCAAUGGAUGAACAGUCAAUGACUUCUGAUCCCUACAUCAAAAUGACAAUCCUGCCUGAGAAAAAGCACAAGGUGAAAACUAGAGUGCUGAGAAAAACCUUAGAUCCAGCUUUUGAUGAGACUUUCACAUUUUAUGGGAUCCCCUACAGCCAAAUUCAAGACUUAACACUUCACUUCAUAGUCUUGAGCUUCGACAGAUUUUCCAGAGAUGAUGUCAUUGGAGAAGUCCUCAUCCCCCUCGCUGGAAUUGAACUCUCGGAAGGAAGACUGCUAAUGGACAGAGAGAUCAUCAAAAGAAAUGUUAGGAAAUCAUCUGGUCGUGGAGAAUUGCUGGUCUCUCUCUGUUAUCAGUCUACAACAAACACACUCACUGUCGUUGUUCUAAAAGCCAGGCAUCUACCUAAAUCGGAUGUGUCAGGAUUAUCAGACCCUUAUGUCAAAGUGAACCUGUACCAUGCCAAGAAGAGAAUUUCUAAAAAGAAAACUCAUGUGAAGAAGUGCACCCCCAAUGCAGUGUUCAAUGAAUUGUUUGUCUUUGACAUUCCUUGUGAGGGCCUUGAUGAUAUCAGCAUUGAAUUUCUGGUUUUAGAUUCAGAUAGGGGGUCAAGGAACGAGGUCAUUGGCCGGUUAACCUUGGGAUCUUCAGCAGAAGGAACAGGUGGAGAGCACUGGAAAGAAAUUUGUGAAUAUCCUAGGAGACAAAUUGCCAAAUGGCAUAUGUUAUGUGAUGGUUAGCAGGUUAGAGAGGGGAUGGAUCUUAAAAAACUAUAUAUAUUUCCAUAGGCAAGGAGCAUUUUUUUUCUUUGUUAUGUAUAAUUACAAGCUUUUAACAACAAUUUUUUUUUUCAGAGGGGGCAGGAUGUUGAAAUAAACUUUAAUUGAAUUAUUAGAACAGAAGGUAACUUAAUUUUCACAGUAAAUAAUCGAAUUUCUAUUUCAUUAAACUUUAACAUGAUCAGUUUAGAUUAAUAUUCUUCUAGAGUUUAAGGCGGCCUCUAAAUUUUGAAACACUGUAAACUUCAAGAAGAACAAACUAUGUUUUGAAAAAGUAACUUAUUAGUGACUCAUAUUUAGAAGAAGAUAACCUUACUACAAUAUAUCCAGAAAAAAAACCACCUGUGGCUUACUAAGGAAGGGGAUGGAUCUAUAAAAGCCAUGGGGAUUGAGAGUGAGUGGUGGGGGAAAAUUUCUUCUGCCCCUCCACCAAAAACCUUCUUUUAUGAAAAUUUAAUUAUUAUUUGUAUUUUUGGUUACUUAUACUUUGAUCAUCCCAAAGAACUAGCGUAUUUUCUGUAUUUUGCUUUACAUAUCACAUUAUGUAAACUAUUUUUUUUACAUGUUGAAAUAUUGUAUAAUUAAUUACACUUGGACUUUUUUAGUGAGUUUAUAUAUAUAAUUUAUUUUAUUACAGUGACCAAAAUAGAUACAUACUUCAAACUAAUGAUAAGUUAGCAUACAUAUUUUUUGUUAAAAGGGCUCCUUUACGGGUGACUGUACACAUUACAGUAUAGCUAGAAUUUGGGGUUAGAUAUGGCUUGCAUUUUUUUCCUCUAGGUAGGAUUACACUUUAAGCAUUUCAAGCCAUACAAAAGAAUUUUUGUUGAGAUGAGGUAACAUUCAGGAUAUUACAAUAAAUUACUUUUCACCAAAUAAAUUUUAAUGUUUCACUAGUAC
Messenger RNA from Lonchura striata (white-rumped munia), 2328 nucleotides. RefSeq names its product synaptotagmin 4 (gene SYT4). Gene Ontology annotation, molecular function: phosphatidylserine binding; calcium-dependent phospholipid binding; calcium ion binding. Gene Ontology annotation, cellular component: exocytic vesicle; synapse; axon. Gene Ontology annotation, biological process: vesicle fusion; calcium ion-regulated exocytosis of neurotransmitter. NCBI's taxonomy places the organism in Eukaryota, Metazoa, Chordata, Aves, Passeriformes, Estrildidae. The record is from RefSeq and is a predicted model, not a curated record.